Molecule: messenger RNA, 1080 nt
Organism: Ruditapes philippinarum (Manila clam)
Lineage: Eukaryota; Metazoa; Mollusca; Bivalvia; Venerida; Veneridae
Exons: 1
Coding region: 1-1080 (359 amino acids)
Source: RefSeq, a predicted model, not a curated record
AUGGAAAAUGAAGUUUUAGGAUUGUUACAUGAAGUCGGGUAUUCAAAAGAACUCUCGGAGAAACGCGCCAAAAUUUAUGAAAAUGCUGGAAAAGGAGUAACAAUAUUUGAGAGAAGAAACUUUGGUGGAGAUUUUGAUAUUGUGAUAGGCGGAAGUAGAGGAGACGGUACGGGAGUGUAUUUAGACUGUGAUGUAGAUAAAAUAUUUGUUCAAAAUGAAGUUAAAUGUUUUGAUGAAAUCGGAAUUGACGCGAUCGAUGCUUCUUUUAAAACUGUAUUUCGAUUAGAAACAGAAGGAAUCCCAAGUGGUUAUGCAAAACUUCGACUACAUAGUAUGCAAGAUGGAGCAGAUACCAAUCAAACAGGCGACAUAUUGCAACAUAGAAUAAAACAAGCUCUCACCAAUGUUGAUGGAAUCCAAUAUCUACGGAAUGAUCAUACGCUAUGCUCAGCUAUUGGUCCCCAACCAGGGCAAGUGUCAAACAGUUGGCUUCAUCAAAACAUUGUAUAUUCCAAAGUCAAAGCUGGACCUUCUACACCUUAUAAUAUUCGCAUACCUUUAUUGCAAACAAAUUUAGAACUUGAUGAGGCUCUAGCGUUUCGGUGCUCAUGUCCUGCUAUUGUUCAUCAGUGUUGUGAACGAGUCAGUGGGCGCCAAUGGCCUCCGACAUAUAUUGUCCAAUCAGUGAUAUCGCAAGAUGCUUACGUUGUUCCGGUUGGGCUAAAAGAUCAUACUGAUGAAAAUUUACAAUGGCGAAUUUGUUUUACACUGACCGAGAUUGCAUUAGUACAAUCAUUUAACGACACCCAAAUCAAACUUUUUGCGGCUUUGAAGCUGGUAACGAAGCAUUGCCUUAAACCAAUUUGCAAAAAUAUUACCACAUAUAUCAUAAAAAACAUCCUGUUCUGGUUAAUGGAAGAAAGUGAACACAGUCAUUGGGAAGAGAAAUACUUCAAUGAACGGUUUACAGACGCUUUGCUGUAUCUGAAAACGUCAAUAAAUAACAGAGAACUUAAAAAUUACAUGAUACCAACAAGAAAUCUGCUCCUCAAUAAAGUAAGCUACGAAGCUAUGCUUUGA